ACCAACGCCAGCAUUACUUAUUUAUUUAUAAUUUUUAAGUGAAUGUGGGAGCAGUACUAAUUCAAUAACAAAACAUGGAAAUGAAUUCUAUUAGUCGAAGCAUAUAUAAAUCUCUGCAACCCCUUCUUGAGAGCUUCAAUUACCAACAAUGGAGAUGGACCAGAUUCAGCACAAGUAUGUAGAUGUAAGAGGACUCAAGCUUCAUGUGGCAGAGAUUGGAUCAGGUCCGGUCGUGGUCUUCUUGCAUGGAUUUCCAGAGAUCUGGUAUUCGUGGAGAUACCAGAUGAUUGCAGUUGCAAAUGCCGGAUACCGGGCAAUCGCGCCGGACUUAAGAGGCUAUGGUCUGUCCGAACAGCCGCCCGAACCAGAGAAAGCAUCCUUUGAUGACCUCACAGCCGAUCUCCUUGCUAUGAUUGAUUGCCUUGGCAUUCCUAAGGUUUUUCUUGUUGGGAAGGAUUUUGGAGUCCAACCGGUUUACACGUUUGCCAUCCUUCAUCCGGAAAGGGUGUCCGGAAUCGUAACAAUAGGUGUGCCUUUCAUUGCCCCUGGAGUGCUCCGUCAUGAUCUUAUCCCAAAAGGCUUCUACAUGAGGAGGUGGCGGGAGCCUGGAAGAGCCGAAGCUGAUUUUGGCCGCUUCGAUGUCAAGACAGUACUGCGAUACAUCUACAUUCUCUUCUCUGGAAGUGAACUUCAAGUAGCUGGGGACAAUCAGGAGAUUUUGGACCUGGUUGAUCCAUCCACUCCCUUACCACCCUGGUUCACAGAAGAUGAUCUCAAGGCUUACACAAGUUUAUAUGAGAAGUCCGGACUCCAUUUCCCAUUGCAAAUUCCAUACAGAUCAUGGGUGGAGGUACCAAGUGCAGGUGCACGCAUAGAGGUUCCGACUCUAGUGAUCAUGGGUGGGAAGGAUUACUUUCUAAAAUUCCCAGGAAUAGAAGACUACUUUGAGAGCGGAAAGGUGAAGGACCAUGUCUCAGAUUUGGAAAUCACAUUCCUGCCUGAAGGGACUCAUUUUGUUCAAGAACAGUUACCAGACCAGGUGAACCCGCUCAUCGUCGCCUUCCUUAAUAAACGUACCUGAUCAAGCACUUUGCCAAGGCCAGGUGAUCCUAGGAACGUGUCUUUGAAUAAAUACUUCAAAUGUGUGGCGGUGUUCAGAUCGUCAUUCGAUCGGAGUUCAGCUUAUGUUACAAGUAUGUUUUAGAUCGUCCACUUCAUAUACGGUUUGGACAUUUUAUGGGUACUUUUUAAUUGAAACAUAGAAAUUACUGGGAAUGAUAA
This is a messenger RNA of Magnolia sinica, 1281 nucleotides long. RefSeq lists its product as uncharacterized. NCBI's taxonomy places the organism in Eukaryota, Viridiplantae, Streptophyta, Magnoliopsida, Magnoliales, Magnoliaceae. The transcript has 5 exons. The coding region runs from base 149 to 1081 and encodes 310 amino acids. The record is from RefSeq and is a predicted model, not a curated record. Gene Ontology annotation, molecular function: hydrolase activity.